Molecule: messenger RNA, 1406 nt
Organism: Panicum hallii
Lineage: Eukaryota; Viridiplantae; Streptophyta; Magnoliopsida; Poales; Poaceae
Exons: 2
Coding region: 162-1052 (296 amino acids)
Source: RefSeq, a predicted model, not a curated record
ACCCGACAGUACGCACUGAUCGCUCUCCAGCUAUUCUCACCUGCACCACUUGGAUCUCCUCUUCCUCUUGUUCCUAGCUGAACGGACCACCUGCCGAUAGAUAUCCUAGGCUCCUAGCUAGUUUGACUACUUUGGUAGGUACGGUGAUCGUCGGAUCAGGCAUGGCGACCGCGACGACGGAGCAACGACCCGGCGGCGUCCGCGAGGACGACGAGCAGCGGGGCUUUGUUGACUGUGACGGCGGUGACCGCGGCGUCGUGGCGAGGGAGGCGGCGAGCCGGCGGGUGUCCCGCCUGGCUGUCGAGGGCGGCGACGCCGACGGCAGCAGGGCCGGCCGUGCCCAAGGCGUCUCGGUCGGCAGGCCGGGGCGGCUGCAGGACGACGCGGUGGCGGCGCGGCGACGGCGCUCGUUCGGCGGCGCGCGGGCGCUGCCGCCGCCGCACGCGUGGCUGGCGAUCAGGCAGCAGCAGCAGUACGACAGCGACCCGGAGGCGGCGGAGGAGCAGUGGGCGCGGUUCCUCGGCGCGGCGGGGGCCGGCGCGAGGCAGCAGCAGCAGCAGCAGCAGCAGCGGCGGAGCAGCUUCACGGUGGUGCGGCGCGAGCGCGCGGCGCGGGAGGCGUGGCUGGACCGCGCGUGGGAGAUGAAGCGGAGCUGGCACGAGCGCAACGGCGGCGCCCCCGACGCGGACACCCCCGUGGUGGUUGUGGUCGGGAAGGGCGGUGGCGGCGGCGGGGGCGGAGCGUCGGGCGCGUCCUCGCCGGCGCACUCCCAGCACGCGGGCUCCGUCGGCGGCGGCGGCGUGGCCAUGGACGUGGAGGAGGUCCGCGCGUGCCGCGACCUCGGGCUGGAGCUCCCCUCCGAUUGCACCGUGGAGAUCCAGUGCUACGGGCUGACGUCCGGCGGCAGCAGCCCCACCCAUACCGCCAGCAGCGGCGCCGACUCCCCCUGCGCCGUCUCCAGCCCCGGAGCUGAUCCGAUGGACGUGAAGGCUCGGCUCAAGGUGUGGGCGCAGGCGGUGGCGCUGACCUCCACCACCCAUCUCGGCUCUUGAUGACGCUUCCAUGCGCGUAUGCUCCGCUCCGCUUCGUCCAUCGAGUUUUUUCAGCCAUGUCAUACAUGGUUUCUCUAAUAUAGGAGUAUAUGCAAAUGUGUGUGCACACCGGUUUUCUUCUUCCAUUUCCUUUUUUUUGGUCUACACGCGCUCAUGCUACGCGCAUUGGAGUAAUAAGUACCUAUCUAAUCGGUCUCCGUUUGUAAUUGUAACUUUGUGAUCCUCGAGUGUGUAAGCGUGUGUGUAAGGAAUCAUCGUGUGCUAUCUACAUUUUGUUAAUGACAUGUAUGAGGUGUCGUCCAAUGCAAACAAUUGGAUAGCAAUGUUAACAUGUAUGGGUCGUUUUCUGCAUUA